AUGUUUCAAUUGCAACAAGAAUUGGCAAAUUUGAGAAAAAAACAUGACAAUGAUGAAGGGUAUGGAAUCUACAAGAAAAUGAAUGCAUGGACGAAUUGGAAAGAAUUACCAAAUAUAGUCAAGUCAAAAUUUAAUGACAAUCCUCAACUAUUGAUCGAAAAACGAGCUCGUAUCAAACAUUCACUUCAAACCUGGAUAGUUUCUCUCGUGAUGGCUCGUAGAAAAGAAAUGCAACAAUCAUCCUUCGAUCCAUUUCACACAAAUGGAUUUUCCGAUUCUGUCACUCCAGCCAGUGACAAGGAUCAAGAUUUCUUCCCUGCAAAUCACUUUUUACCAGGAAUUUUCGAUCAAAAUCUCAACAACAAGGAUAUGAAUUGUAAUGGAAUUUAUGGAACAGAACCCAAAACAGGAAAAAGUUAUGAAAGUUUAUAUUGCAAUAAUAACAACAACAACAACAGCAGUAGUGCAACACGACAGGUCAUUAUGUUUGGCGAUUCUGCAUCGAGUGGUUUUCAUAUUCCUCCUGAAUAUUUAGAUGUGGAUAACAUGACCAAUGUUGGAUUUUUAUUGGAAGAUGAAUUUGAUUGGCCACAAAAAUGUUGGUCCACUGGAUGGGAUAUGAAUAGUAUUGGACAAGAUGGAUCGAUUUAUUUGAGAAUGAGACAACGUGAUUUGUGUAUGCAUCGGCAGUAUCAAAAUGUUGGACAUAAUGGAGGUAAAAUUGAGAACUUUGCUGGUUAUCAAUUGGAUGGUCUUUCCAUGACUCCUCAAUCUUUACCAUUUAUUGGAUUUUUAGCUUAUAUUGGAAAUGACGUGUGUAAAGACACUUUACAAGAAAUGACCACUCCUCAACAAUUUGAAGAACGUCUCAUGAAGGGUUUGACUCUCCUCGAUGCUCGUUCUCCACCCAACAGCAAAUUGUUAUUGAUUGGACUCGUCGAUGGAAGAAUUUUAUGGAAUGAAAUGCACAACAGAAUUCAUCCUCUUGGAGUGACCUAUGAAGGUCUGUAUCACUUUUUGACAUGUUCAGGAGCAAAUCCAUGUCAAACUUGGUUGACUCCUGAUGAAGCCACUCGAAAUGCCACUUCUCAACGAGCAUCAGAAUUAUCUCAAGUCGCAAACAAAAUUUCACAAACUGUCAAAUUGAAAAAUAUUGAAUUGGGUUACAUGGAUUUCCCACUUCCUCAAAUGCUUGAAUAUUGCAAACAACAUCAAAUUCCACCUUAUUUAUUGAUUGAACCAUUCGAUGGUUUUCACACAAGCAUUAAUUUUGCUGACAAGAUUGAGGCAGAAAUUAUUUGGAAUUGGUUGAGUGCCAACAAACCACAUUGGAUUGUACCUGUGAAUGGGUUUAAUUCACAAAUCCAACAAGUGUUUGGCAAUCAAGGAGGUUUUUAA
Molecule: messenger RNA, 1398 nt
Organism: Naegleria lovaniensis
Lineage: Eukaryota; Heterolobosea; Eutetramitea; Acrasida; Naegleriidae
Exons: 3
Coding region: 1-1398 (465 amino acids)
Biological process (GO): lipopolysaccharide catabolic process; negative regulation of inflammatory response
Molecular function (GO): calcium ion binding; acyloxyacyl hydrolase activity
Source: RefSeq, a predicted model, not a curated record